Messenger RNA from Eurytemora carolleeae, 1743 nucleotides. RefSeq names its product deleted in autism protein 1. Bases 16 to 960 code for a protein of 314 amino acids. The record is from RefSeq and is a predicted model, not a curated record. NCBI's taxonomy places the organism in Eukaryota, Metazoa, Arthropoda, Copepoda, Calanoida, Temoridae. The transcript is spliced from 10 exons.
AAACAGAUAUGUAGCAUGUCAGGGGUACAGCCCUGUAAUACAGUCCAGGGCAUUGAAAAGCUAGUAAGUGAGUUAAAAAUGCCGAAAACUGAUCUUCAGGGAUUGGAUAAAGGGGAGUUGUCCACUGUAACCUUGAGUUGGGAGAAGAUGAAGGAUAAAAACUGGUUUCAAGAUACAGAUAUAUUUAGGUGUACUGCACAACAAUCAGAAGUGGAUUUUUUGGUUCAUUCGGUAAUUCAUCACAGUUCUAGACCUACGCUAGAAAAUGUUAUCUCCAUUCUACUUAUAAACCAAGAGCCUCUUGUCUCAAUGAUGUUCAAGAGAAAAGAUGACUGGCCUUUCCCUGAAUACUUGGGCUCUUGUGGAAGGUUGGCCAUAUUUGAAUAUAUCGGCCCGAGCAUUGCUGCACACUAUUCUUCCUCUUGGCCUCUGCGCGCGUACUUUGCUGUACAACUGCUUCAGCUGGCUAAACGGUUUUCUAAACCAGAUAAAACCGGUUUAGUGAUUUAUCCUACAGAUUGGACCGCUCACAACUUUGCCGUGGACGAGGAGAAUCGUGUAUAUUUAGUUGAUCUAGAGGGAAUAAUUUUAGUGAAUCAAUCAAUAAUUAGAGAAAAGAAGGCACCAGGCUGGGACACCUAUUAUACUGCGGAUAGGUUUGGUUGUACAAAUUGUUUUAGUUUCUCUACAGCAGAUCUUUGUACGCAUGCAGAAUCAGAUCACAACUACCAUGGUGUUUGUGGAGGUCUUCUAGCACCUCAACCUUACUCUCCAGGACUAGCAGGAGGACUUCUUCAUUCAGUUCCUAGAAAUAUACUAGCUAGGCAUCCUCUGCUACCGAGGUUACUGGAUGAAUGCUGGAAAUCCUCUAAACCUGGAGGACGGGAAGAGGCCGCUGAUCUUAUUAUUGAGAUCCUUCGCUCUGAACUGGUUGAUCUUGAUCUUCAAAACCUAACAUGAGACGUUUAGAUCUUGAUAUUUUUUUGUCUUUGAUUUGAUCUUCAUUAUCUUACACUUAAUGCUUUGAUCAUGAUCUUCAACGCCUCACUUAAGUCUUGAUAGAUUCAAUAUUUUAUAUAUGACGCUUUUAUGUUGAUCUUACAUCUUUAAUUUCUAACAUGAGACACUUUGACCUUGAUCUUCAUUAUCUUACAUGAGACUUUUUCAUCUUGAUCUUCAAAAUCUUACAUUUGAUGCUUUGAUCAUGAUCUUCAAAACCUCACUUAUGACGUUUUGAUCUCGAUUUUUUAAAUCUUACAUUCUCUGAUAUUGAUUUGAAAAUCUUACACAUAUAAUUCCGAUUAAGAAACGCCCUAAAAAAGUUCUUCUCAUGCUUGGUCUUAAAUUCCGUAGAUUUUUAUGGUUUAAACUUUUUAAAGUGAUCUCAUUUGAUUUUUUAAAUCAACCGAAUUGACCGAAUUUGAAGUGGUGUUUACAUUUUCUGAAAAUUGCACAUAAAAAAGCUUAAAGUGACAUUUUUUAUUUUAGAUUUGAAGCUAUUGUCAACAUGACAAUACAAGCGUACUGCCAUGCUAUUGACCACAAUUCUAAAUAAGGUCACAAAUUGAAACUUAUUUUUUGAUUCUCAUAAAAAAAAAAAUCUUGAAUUUCUACUAUUUCAUAUAAUUUUCAAUUAACAGAGGCACUUUCAGUAUUGAUAAAGGAUGGAUUUUUUAAAUCGGGCCCACAUUUUUUGUGUGACCUCGGGUAACUCCAGGGAAGGUUUAUGGAUGACCGGAUUUU